Molecule: messenger RNA, 2258 nt
Organism: Exserohilum turcica Et28A
Lineage: Eukaryota; Fungi; Ascomycota; Dothideomycetes; Pleosporales; Pleosporaceae
Product: glycoside hydrolase family 47 protein
Exons: 2
Coding region: 17-2131 (704 amino acids)
Biological process (GO): N-glycan processing; carbohydrate metabolic process
Cellular component (GO): endoplasmic reticulum; membrane
Molecular function (GO): mannosyl-oligosaccharide 1,2-alpha-mannosidase activity; calcium ion binding
Source: RefSeq, a predicted model, not a curated record
CGCGUCGCGCCGCCCGAUGAACUCUCCACGCGAUCCAUUCAACCGCAGCAGAGCAACCUUCAAAACACCCUCCGCCUUUGGCAUCCUCCAGAACGUCGCGAACAGGACCGCCUUGCAAGCCGUAGAGUCCAGCAGGCAGGCAGUCGAGGCCACAAAACGAGCAAUCCAGGACUCAGACAUGUCCUUCGCUAUCCCGCGCAACGUACCCAAUUUCGAGAGCGCGCAACGCAAGUUUGAGGAUAAUGUUUGGAAUAAGCUGCCAGGGAAUGAAAAGGGCUUGCCAAUGUACAAAGACAAGCCUUCGGGAAAAGUCUACGGAUAUGGCGCUGGGAGGGGAGGGUGGGGUUUCAUGAGGGGCAAGAGGGGAAUGGCGUUGAUUGCCUUGGUGGUACUGGGACUCUUCUACUGGUUCGGAUGGUCGAGUGGAGAUGCUGUACAAGACGAGAAAGACACAGGAAAGAGCCUAGCGUCGAAGCUUGGUGGAAGCGCUACAGGGAAAAAGGGCAAAGUAGACUGGGAGAAGCGGAGACAAGCAGUAAAGGAUGCCUUUUUGCUGAGUUGGAACGCAUACGAGGAGCAUGGCUGGGGCUACGACGAGUACCGACCGGUGUCAAAGAAAGGACGAUACAUGGCUGAGCCCAACGGUCUUGGUUGGAUCAUUGUAGAUGCGCUCGACACGCUCAUGAUCAUGAACCUGACCAAGGAAUACAACCACGCCCGCGAAUGGAUAUCCACCACUCUGGAUUACGACAAGAAGCAGGAUGUCAACACGUUCGAAACUACAAUUCGUAUGCUUGGCGGUCUACUCUCGGCACAUUACCUACAAGACACACUCCCUGGGAUGAAGCCCACAAAUGCAAAUGAGGAGGAUCUCUUUUUGGAGAAGGCCGUGGAUCUUGCUGACCGUCUCAUGGGCGCAUACGAAUCACCUUCAGGCGUACCUUGGGCCAGUGUCAUUCUCGCUACCUCCAAGGGCGAAGCCUCGCACGCCGACGGCGGUGCCUCUUCCACUGCUGAAGCGACUACGCUCCAACUUGAAAUGAAAUACCUCUCAUCCAUCACGGGCGAAUUUAACUACUGGAAAGCAGCAGAGAAGGUCAUGCAAGUCGUCGACAACCUCGGUGCCAAAGACGGUCUUCUGCCCAUCUUCAUCUACGCAGACAGGGGCACUUUCCGCGGAAACGAGAUUCGAUGGGGCAGCCGUGGAGACAGCUACUACGAAUAUCUUCCAAAGCAAUACCUCCAGACGCAGAAACAAGAGCCCGUGUACAUGGAAAUGUGGAAGGAGUCACUGAAUGGCGCAAAAAAGCAUCUUCUUACCUACACAAAACACAGCCACUUCACCGUCCUAGCGGAGCGACCAAACGGCAUCGAGGGGCAUCUGCACCCCAAGAUGGACCAUCUCGUAUGCUUCCUCCCCGGCACCAUUGCUCUAGCAGUCACGGGCGGCGCGACUCUCGCCGAAGCACGCAAGCAGCCCUCAUGGGGCAAAGAGCAAGAAGAAGACAUUACCCUCGCACGCGAACUCACAAAAACCUGCAUGGGCAUGUACAAAGUAACCGCGACAGGCCUCGCGCCUGAAAUCGCGCAUUUCACCCUCGACGAUCCCCCCAAGAUGUACCGCACCGAGAUCCUCGCCUCCAAAUCCGACCUCGACACCAGCGUCCCGGACGGCGAGGACUGGAAAGCCGAUUUCCAGAUCAAGCCUGCCGACUCGCAUAACUUGCAGCGCCCGGAAACCGUCGAGUCGCUGCUGUACAUGUGGCGCAUCACGGGCGACAACGUGUACCGCGAGUGGGGCUGGGAAAUGUUCCAGUCGUUUGUCGAGCACACGGCUGUGCCGGAAAACGGCGGCUUCUCCAGCAUCGGCGAUGUCACCAAGAUUCCGCCUCCGACGAGGGAUAACAUGGAGAGUUUUUGGUUGGCAGAGACACUCAAAUACAUGUAUCUCCUCUUUUCCCCAGACGACCUCCUCCCGCUGGAUCAAAUCGUCUUCAACACCGAGGCGCAUCCCUUUCCGCGAUUUGACCCCAGUAAGAAGCGGUUCAAGACGGGCUGGGAGCGCAUACCGAGAGAUGAAAAGGGCAAUCUUAUAGCCAGAAAGGAGGACGAAGAGAAGAAGAAGUCGUAAGCAUCAAGAUGGGCCAGGGGAGGAGCGAGGGUUGAGUUCAUUUGCAUAAGUGGGCGUUUCUUCUGAUUCUUCUGAUUCUUUGAUGCAUUUGCAGAUGUUGACUUUGCACUGACUUUUCUGAGACCCA